AUGAUAUUUGAUAUUACACCGGAAACUGCUUUGAAAUUUACGAAAAUGAGUGUUAUAAUAAUGGGCUGUUGGCCGCCCCCUUUAAACGCAACAAAAAAACAAUUACUCUUGCGUGACAUUUAUUGGUGGACAUCGUUUUUAACCGCUACGUUCUUACUUUUAGCAUUAGUUAAUGGGAUUUAUGAGUAUCGUCAGAAUACUUUAAUUACGAUACAAACUACGUGCAUUCUAGCAGGUGUCUGUCAAAUGUGUAUAAAGAUGUUGAUAUUGAGAAAGCAACGUUGGAAAUUUCAGUCGCAGUCGAUAAUCCUGGAGAUGGAAAAUUUCGUAAAACGAGCUAACCCUUUGGAGAAAAGAAUAUUAAAAAAUUACGUAAAGAGAUGUGCGAUUUUUCAUUUAAUUACAACCAUUGGCUUUUACGUGAUUUGUUCAGGUCUUAUUUUAGGACCGGCGAUAUUAUCCCAACCAUUGCCAACAUACGCCAAGUAUCCUUUUAAAGUUGAUUCGCAUCCCAUAUACGAAAUAAUUUACUUUCACCAAGGAUUCGUUGGAAUUUUAGCAUCCGUCGGUGGUACCAUUGAUUGUCAGGUUGCAGUUUUAUUGUGGUUCACCUCGGCAAGAUUUGAAAUUUUGUGCAUAGAAUUAUCAAGAUUUAUCAAUUUAUUCGAUUUAAAUUGUUGCAUACGUAAACAUUUGCAUUUGCUAAGUCUAUCACACGUUUCAUUUUUGUUACGUUUCAUUUUUAGAUACGCGAAGGACGUUGUUUUAGCUGUACGUUAUAUCAUUCUUAUAACUACUUGCAUAUCGGCCCUGAUCAUGAUAUUUGGUGGAUUACAACUUAUUUUUGCGAAAUCAACAACCAUGAAAAUUCAAUUCGUCAUUCUCGUUAUUGGUGCAGCUAUUCAAUUAUUUCUAUGUUCUCAUCCAGCUGAAAAUUUAGCAGGAAUGAGUAUAGCCAUUGGAUUAUCGGUAUAUAAUUCUAAAUGGAUUGGACAAUCAACAAAAGUAUUGAAAAGUAUAUGCAUUUUGAUCCAAAGAUCUCAAAAACCUGUAAUUGUUAACAUCGAUGGACUUUUACCAGCGUUAUCUCUAAAAUAUUACGCUUCGUUUCUAUCUUCAUCAUUCUCGUACUUUACAACGUUACGUGCUGCAGUCAUUUAAACAAUGGAUCAAAUAGAUCAAUUAGAUAGAUUCUACUCUUCUAUGGAAGAAAAUAAAACGCCAUAUUGUGUUUGUCUUUGUGUAUUCCUCCAUUAUCUUGAUAAAACGAUUACAAACCGUCGUAAUAAUUCUAGAAAAUGA
Vespa crabro (European hornet) is the source of this 1302-nucleotide messenger RNA. Its product is annotated as odorant receptor 30a-like. The record is from RefSeq and is a predicted model, not a curated record. Gene Ontology annotation, molecular function: odorant binding; olfactory receptor activity. Gene Ontology annotation, cellular component: plasma membrane. Gene Ontology annotation, biological process: sensory perception of smell; detection of chemical stimulus involved in sensory perception of smell. Lineage: Eukaryota; Metazoa; Arthropoda; Insecta; Hymenoptera; Vespidae. The transcript is spliced from 7 exons.